This is a messenger RNA of Eremomyces bilateralis CBS 781.70, 456 nucleotides long. RefSeq lists its product as uncharacterized. The coding region runs from base 1 to 456 and encodes 151 amino acids. NCBI's taxonomy places the organism in Eukaryota, Fungi, Ascomycota, Dothideomycetes, Eremomycetales, Eremomycetaceae. The transcript is spliced from 2 exons. The record is from RefSeq and is a predicted model, not a curated record.
AUGAAUAAGAAGUCGAGUCAAGAGCAGUCCCUAAGUGGGCUUUCUCUGGUUUGCGAAGGGAGCUCGAUCUCGACCCUGACCCUCGACAUGCUACCGUCGAAUGCCUCGGGGAAGAAAGAAGCCUUAUCGUCUCCGCAGAAGACUUCAUCGUCGGUCCCUUCUACCUCUUCAUUUGAAAAGAACAUCAAAGACCUGUCCUCAACCCCGCCGACUGAGAGUAUCGUCGGCGCAGCGGGCCCCCCGACAGAGAAGCAUGCGGCAACCAGGGGUGUAGCCCCUAGACGACCAAUUCGGAGCCGAGGCUAUAGCCUCGACCGAUAUCUAAACACACCGGAGACACAUGAACAGAUCGCCGUGGAAAUGUCGAUGGAGAGUGACCAGCCAGAGGGAAGCACGGCGACAGAGCGGACCGGAGAGAAGAAACCGGGUAAGACAGGGGGGAACAAGGACAAGUGA